CUUGUCAAACUGAGAGAAGAAAUACCACAAACCCUUAUCUUCACUCAGUAAGAAAGAAAAAAUUGCAAAUAUGGAAAUCCCAGCGAGCAAAUGGUUAUCUGAAUUGGAAAUGGAGGAUCCUACUUUUUUCCCUCAAUACCAAACGGACUAUUCAUUUGAUGAUAAUCUCAAUUUCCAAUCCUUUUCUUCUGAGAGCUACUCUUCUUUUUCGAGUAUGAAUCCGGGAAUAAUUGACCCCAAUAUCCUUAAUUCAUGCAAGAAUGAAGCCUCUGAUCAACUCACCAAAGAAGAUUACAUCACAAGACCAGCCAAGCAGCUCAAGACCAAAAAUAGCAGCACCUGGGAGUACUCUUGCGUCAAGGAACAGAUGACAUCAGAGCCUUCUGCCUCUGCAUCCUCCCAGAUAAUCUCCUUUGACAACUCAAAUUCAUCUCCGGCUACCUCCCAGCAGUAUUAUGGUGAUCUAGGUUGCACUGUUACAUUUAAAAAUGAGGGUACCAAGAAGGUUGGUUCAUUGAGUAGAAAUCCUCUUCAUGCUCAAGAUCAUGUGAUUGCUGAAAGAAGGCGCCGAGAAAAGAUUAAUCAGCUGUACAUGGCUCUCUCAGCUCUUCUUCCUAGCCUCAAGAAGGCAGACAAGGCUACAAUCCUCGCAGAUGCCAUCAAGUAUGUGAAACAAAUUCAAGAGCGAGUGAAAAUCCUCGAGGAACAAGCAGCAAAGAAGACAGUGGAAUCAGCAAUCUUCGUGAAGAAAAUUAAAAUUUAUGCAGAGGAUGAGUCAUCUUUAUCGGACGAGAACUUCAACAGCUGCCAAGUCAACCACUCAACAUCUCUUCCUGAAAUUGAAACUAGAAUAUCAGAAAGAGACGUGCUAAUUAGAAUCCACUGCGAGAAAAACAAAGGAUGUCUAGUGAAUGUACUGAACGAGAUCGAAAGGCUUAACCUUUCUGUGGUCAGUAGUAAUGUCUUGCCAUUUGGACGUGCUACCCUCAAUAUCACCAUUGCUGCUAAGAUGGAGGAUGAAUUUUCAAUGACAACGAAGGAUCUUUUGAAGAGCAUACGGCUGGCUUUGCAGCGGUCCGUGUGACCACAUUGACAGCAUACAUUGAAAUUCACCCAUAGAUUGGAGAACAUAAGAAAUUAAUAAGUUUGUAGAGCUUGUUAACGUAUUUAAUUUUCCGCUCCUUUGCAGAAUAACUUCUAUUUUCCAUA
Rubroshorea leprosula is the source of this 1209-nucleotide messenger RNA. Lineage: Eukaryota; Viridiplantae; Streptophyta; Magnoliopsida; Malvales; Dipterocarpaceae. The record is from the annotation of a GenBank genome assembly.